Messenger RNA from Symbiodinium necroappetens, 246 nucleotides. Lineage: Eukaryota; Dinophyceae; Suessiales; Symbiodiniaceae. The record is from the annotation of a GenBank genome assembly.
AUGUCCACGGUUUUCGAAGUCCCCGCAAUGGCAAAGGAGUUGGUGCAAACCGCCUCGGAAGCGUGCGUCUUCGUUUUCAGCGGUGAGGGCGCCCAUGGUACAGACACGGACAUCUCCGUCCUGAAGCUCAGCCCAUCCUGGCCUGCUGUGCAGCAAGCUCUGCGUGAGGUCGGGCAGGUGGAUCCCGAGGCAUUCCUGCAAGAGAACCUCGGAGAACACACUGCUCCGAACUCGCCCCUGGUCACG